CUCCAAUUCAAGAUGGCUAAGCGCACUAAGAAGGUCGGAGUUGUUGGUAAAUACGGUGUCCGUUAUGGUGCCUCGCUCCGUAAGCAGGUCAAGAAGAUGGAAAUCACCCAGCACAGCAAGUACACUUGCACUUUCUGCGGUCGCGAUGCUGUCAAGCGUCUGUCCGUCGGUAUCUGGAAGUGCCGUGGUUGCAAGAAGACCAUGGCUGGUGGUGCCUGGACCUUGUCCACCACCGCUGCUGCCACCGUCCGUUCCACCACUCGUCGUCUCCGCGAGAUCAUGGAGGUCUAAACAUUCCUCGUUUUACCCGCCAGAACUCGAGCAGCUUUACUUUCGCGAAUAAAAAACGGUCAUGGUGUUCCGAAGCACGAAAGGAAAGAAAAAUGAAAUGAGAAAGCGACAGCUGAAGGGAAGAAGAAGUGAAGGUGACGGAUGAAAAGAAAGGAUAGAAAGAAGGCGAAGAAAGAAGGCGAAGAAAAAGAAAGAAAGCCAAGAGAAGAGGUGUCGUGGCAAAGUCAAUAAUGAAACGCGUGGAAGUGAUUGUAAAGGAAAGGCGGUGUAUGGGGAAAUAAUGUCACUAGUCUGUCAACCGUCUCUCUCUUUUCUCCCAUUUCCGUUUCCUCUUUGCUUUUCCGCUCGUUGCACCUAUUAAAAUAUUCUGCC
Messenger RNA from Gamsiella multidivaricata, 663 nucleotides. RefSeq names its product ribosomal protein L37ae. The transcript is spliced from 3 exons. Gene Ontology annotation, biological process: translation. The record is from RefSeq and is a predicted model, not a curated record. Gene Ontology annotation, molecular function: structural constituent of ribosome. NCBI's taxonomy places the organism in Eukaryota, Fungi, Mortierellomycota, Mortierellomycetes, Mortierellales, Mortierellaceae. The coding region runs from base 13 to 291 and encodes 92 amino acids. Gene Ontology annotation, cellular component: ribosome.